AUGUUUGAAUGGUUUCAAUUUCAUUCGUCUUUACUUCCAGAUACAGUUGGCAUUAUGUCAUCGUUACCUCCAUCUAAUGAAGUGAUGGAAUCCAUUCCCAAUAAACAUACUGAAAGACUAUCUUCGAAUGAAUUCAAGUUUUUAUUUGAUCAAUAUGCAGAACUGUUUUCUCCAAAUACAAGUGCUGAAAUUAUCCAGUCACUGGCACAAAUCCAGUCGUUACAGUCUGACGAUGGAUUCUCACAUCUGACACAUCGUAUUGUUUCACUAGUUUACAAACGAUUAGUUGAACUUACUGAAAAAUUUGUUUUAACUGGUGGUACUUUGUCUAACGAUGAAUUUAUUUUAAUGGAAAACUGUCUUAAGUUUAUCUCUAAUGUAUUGAAAUCAGUGUUCAACGAGGAUUUGGACAAUGAGAGCAAUGAGCAUCAUAGUGAUGAUGCUAAUAAUGAAGAUGAUGAUCCAAGAUUGAUGAUACGAGAAACUUUGUAUCGGGAAAUAAUUCCAUUAAAUGAGUCAUUCUUGAAAUUUAUGCAAUAUGACAGUUGGCAAUUCAUGGAAAAUUACCAACAUAUUUUGGGAAAACUCAUUGAGCUUUUAAUUCAACGCGGUAACAUGAUGGCUUCACAAUUGUACUUUAUGAAAAAAGAUGAAUUAUCAAAUCUAGAAUAUGACGAAGAUAAUCAGCUACUUUUUCAUGCAGUUGUUAACUAUGUGACUUCAUCACAUUGUGUUGAUGGUUAUGUAGCAGCAGUGAAACGACUUAACAGUACAUCAACAAGUGACUAUGAUAGACUUUUAUUAUUUGAUAUUUUUAAUUUUAUUAUUGAUAAUAUUCUUUACACGGAAGAGUUUCGAAAGGAGUUUUGCAGCCAUUUUUGGUUACCAAAAUAUGAAAACCUGUUGAAAGAAUUAUUACCGACAACAGAAGUAAUAGGAAAAGACCAUGAUAUUCAUUUUAGACCAAAUGUAAUUAAAUAUUUGAUUACUAAUCUCGUGAAUAUGCAACUUACAACAGAAAGUGCAUUCAGGCCACUGCAAAGACCAGUACACAACUUUGAAUUGAAAGAUGAAUAUUUGCCAAUAAUUAAAAUGGUACUACCUUGGUUUUCUGACUCAUAUAUUUUGGAAGGUCUCAUAAAAAAUGAUAGUGAUAAUGAUUAUGGUACAAUACCAUUUCGAUGGGAUGAUAACUACUAUGAAAAUACGACUGAAACUUUGACAAUUACAUUCGUUACGUGGACAAUAUUACAGUUAAUUCUAAUGUUCAUUAAUACCGAUGGAGAUUGUCUUGCGGAAGUAAAACAUAAUACUGAAAUGAAAAAAAUAUUAUUGCAAUUAAUGAAUCAAAUAAAAAAUGAUAAUCCAAUUAAAUUAUGUAUUUAUAACGUUUUGGCAUUAUUACUAGAUGAAAAAGAUAUUAAAAAUGAAGUAAGCUUUACGAAAGAAAUAAUUUCAACAUUAAUAACUUCCAUACGUAUUGUUAAUCAAGAGGCAGCAAUUGGUGAAAUACAAGGUCUCUUACGUUUAAGAGAUUUGAUAACAUUGUUGACAACACUCAAAGGUAAGUUUCGAACAAGCUCUAUCAAGUAG
Rotaria sp. Silwood1 is the source of this 1593-nucleotide messenger RNA. The record is from the annotation of a GenBank genome assembly. Lineage: Eukaryota; Metazoa; Rotifera; Eurotatoria; Philodinida; Philodinidae.